This is a messenger RNA of Lodderomyces oxycetoniae, 2883 nucleotides long. RefSeq names its product DNA-binding transcription factor (gene RAP1). The transcript has a single exon. Gene Ontology annotation, cellular component: shelterin complex. Gene Ontology annotation, biological process: telomere maintenance via telomere lengthening; regulation of DNA-templated transcription. Gene Ontology annotation, molecular function: telomeric repeat DNA binding. Bases 1 to 2883 code for a protein of 960 amino acids. The record is from RefSeq and is a predicted model, not a curated record. Lineage: Eukaryota; Fungi; Ascomycota; Pichiomycetes; Serinales; Debaryomycetaceae.
AUGAAUUAUUCUUACGGGUAUGAUACAGGGUUCGACGGUGGUGAGGAUGCUACUGCUCAAGCAGCUGUUUUUGCAGCAGGACAACAACAUCUACAAUUACAAUACCAUCGUCGUGCACAAGCUGAGGCUGCUCAGCAGCAAAGACAGCAUGGACAAACACAAGGCCAGAUUCACCUCCAACGACAGCUGCAGCUGCAGCACCAGCAUCGCCAACAACAACAGCAUCAACAACAUCUCCAACAUCUCCAACAACAACAACCAAUGUUCCACCACCAAUAUGCUAAACCACGUAGCGAAAUCUUUGUCACCAAUGAGGGUAAACCAAUGCCCUUUUUCAUUCAUUUGGGUGAACCAAAUAGACAAAAGUACGUUACGGCGAUAAUUGAAAACGGAGGUUUUAUUGCCGAGGGAGGUAUUGAAGACAUAGUUUAUUUAAGCUCAACAGUCAAGAAUAGAGAGGGCUAUGUAAGAAUGCAAUACAUCGACGAUUGUAUUGCGUCAGGACAAUUGUUGCCAAGUCAUAAUUAUAUCAUUGCAACUAUACCGGAAGAUCUGGAACCUAUGAUUGAUGUGCUUGGAUUGGAACAACAUGGUCAUCAAAUGAGACAUUUCCAGCAGCAACAACAGCAGCAGCAACAGCAACAGCAACAACAACAACAACAGCAACAGCAACAACAGCAACAUGUUUUGCCACAUCAGAUUCAACACAUGCAGGUGAUAGAACAACGACAGGCACAGUUGAUGCAGCAACAGGCACUAGUGAUCAAGUCAGUUACAGAUGUGAAGAAAAGAAGUAGUUUGAGCUCUUCAUCGAAAUCGCUGGCCAAUAGAUUUACCGAGGAGAAAGAUGCAUAUAUUCUAGAUCAAAUUCGAAGAAAUCCUAGAUUAAGAAACUCGCAUGAGUUUUUCAGACAAUUGGCUGAGCAUGACAUCUUGAGUAAACAUACUGGGAAUUCCAUUAGGUCACGUUAUAGACGACAUUUGGAGCCAAAAUUGGAGUUUGUGUACAAGACAAAUAAUCAGGGGAAACUAAUCAAGGAUCCAAGUACGGGACUGUUGAUUAAAGUUGGUUUGGAUCAGUUGCCACAGACCUUGAAGAAUAAAUUCACGGCUGAGGAUGAUUACUUUUUAUGCAAGACUGUUAUGGAACAUAAUCAAAAAGUUGCUGAGUCUAAGGGUCUUGAAUUUGAUCCUAUAAAGAAUGUGAAUUUGUCCUACCUGUUUUUCAAUGACAUGUAUCGAAAGAAUCAUAGGCAUACAUUGCAUUCAUGGAGGGAUAGGUGUAGGAAAUAUAUUACCGAGGGGACAAUUGUUGCGUAUAUGAAAGAAUAUGAGAGGUGUAUGAGAACGGGUCAGACUCCGAAAUUGUUGACCAAAAUCCCACCCCAUGUUGCUGAAUUGCAGAGUAUAAAGGUCGAACAUGAUAAACACGAUGAACCGAGUGCUGGUGAUGGAAAGGACGUAAUGCAACAACUGAACUCACGGGGAGAGGUGACUGAGGAAGAUGAUGAUGAUGACAAUGAUGCAAAGUUUGCCCAAGCUGCUAAGGCAGCUGAAGCUUUAGCUACACUGGCUGCUGCAGCCGAAAACGGCAAUGAUGUCGCAGAUAAAAACGAGUUUUCAUUGAAUCAAGAGAUCAGUAAGUUGAAAAGCUCUAAUAUUGAUCAUACUUCACAGAGACGUACGCGUACUGAUUUGGAGAAGGAGGAGGAAGAAGAAGAGGAAGUAGAAGAAGAAGUAGAAGAAGAAGAGGGAGACAAAGAAGAGAUAGAUGUUGAUGACAAUAUUAUGAAUGUUAUGGAGAGUGCUUCCUUGGAGCACGAUAUUGGAGAGUUGAUGAACUCGGAUAUUGCGUAUGCUUUGAAUAAUAAACGUCAAAAAGUAGCAGGUGUUGAUGAGCAUGUGAAUUCUUUUAGGGACAAGAUUGAGAUUCCCAAGUUAAGUCCCAUUACAUCACUAAGAAAGUUCAAGGGGAGAAAUGUGGAUUCAGGAGAUGGUGGUGAUGAUGUUGGUAAUAACGUGGAUGUAGAGGAAAAUGAGGAAGACGAAAAUGAAGAAGCAGAAGCAGAGGAGGAGGGAGAAACUUAUGUUGAUGCUCUUGAAACUACUGAGAACUUUAAUGAAAGUUCACAGUUGGAAGUGGAUCGUAAUGAUGGUGAUAUGCAUCAAACUGGAUCUCCAUCGCAGUCUCAAGAAUUCUUUUCCAUACCUAGAACCGAAACUAGUCAGACUCAGGAACAGGAAGUACAAGAAACAGAAGAGGAGGAACCUCAACGUAGCAGAAGAAGAGAGGUUGAGUCAACUCAAAAUGAGACACAACCAACACAAACACAGAGUGCGGUUGAAUUGAAGUAUCUUGAUGAGGAUGUUACUUUUGAUGAAGCUAUUCAUCUAACAAAAUUCAUUAAAUUUGCCAAUCAUGAAGAACCAAGAUUAGUUUUAACGGCAAAUCUCAUGGAUGGUGAUAUAGAGACUAUUUAUCAAAAUUUGGGGAAAUUGGGAUUCCGCGACAAUUUUAUUAGCCAUAUCAUAUAUACUUGUUCAGGAGAAACGUCCGUAAUGAUCAAUUAUAUAGCGACGUUUCUUCAGAUAUGGUUAAAGGAGCUCGAGAGUGAGGCUGGUGGUAGUAGCACUACUUUGAAAAGUUUCUAUAGUUAUUUGCCAUUCAAAGGCCUUCAUGGGAUUUGGAAUCGUCAAUUUGAUGCAUUAUUAGGGACAGAGAACGAGAAGAAAUUGGCCAAAUACAAGAGUGGUAUUGAGAUUGAAAGGAGAAAAGAAUUCAUUGCUGAUUGUGAAGAAGAACAUCUGGACAUUGAGGAGGAGGAGGAGGAAAAUGUUGUGGAGAAGCGAGGUGGUUUUUCUUUAAGCCGUGAAGCUUGGUGA